Messenger RNA from Aspergillus japonicus CBS 114.51, 195 nucleotides. RefSeq lists its product as uncharacterized. NCBI's taxonomy places the organism in Eukaryota, Fungi, Ascomycota, Eurotiomycetes, Eurotiales, Aspergillaceae. The transcript is spliced from 2 exons. The record is from RefSeq and is a predicted model, not a curated record. The coding region runs from base 1 to 195 and encodes 64 amino acids.
AUGAGAUUCUCCAUUGCGGUCGUCACCUCCGUCCUCGUCGCCAUGGGCGUGGCGAUGCCGAUUCCCACCACGAGCAAGGCUCCCCGCAUGGACGGGUCGGAUCUGUUCAGCAUGAUCGAAGGCAUGGGCGGGCUGGACGGGGUGUUGAAGAGUAUCCAGAUUUCUUCGCCGUUGAAUUCGGCAUUGGGGCAAUAG